Molecule: messenger RNA, 258 nt
Organism: Kalmanozyma brasiliensis GHG001
Lineage: Eukaryota; Fungi; Basidiomycota; Ustilaginomycetes; Ustilaginales
Exons: 3
Coding region: 1-258 (85 amino acids)
Source: RefSeq, a predicted model, not a curated record
AUGGACUCGCCAGCGCAUGAGUCGACAAGGCAGUUCGUGCAGCAGACCGGGGCUGCCAUCUUCACAUUGGACGGAGAGCGAGGGUCCGGCAGAUCGCAGCUCUGCGCAAAGCAGGCCGACGGUCGCAUGACGUGCACCGAGAUCGCGUUGGAAGCCAAAUCACUCUUCUCGACAAUGCAGAGCCUCAACUUCUUCUGCACCUUGCCGCAAGAUCCAUCGAAGACACACAUCAACUGCCAGCGCAUUCCCUCAUCGUAG